AGCGUCGCUGUUUCAGCACAAGCUUCCAAAAACACUCGCGCUGCUUCUCGUCUCCAAUUUCGCACACUCGACUUCAUUUGCGCGACACAACAACGCCACGCGAGUCAAAUCUUGUCGCCCAAUGAUGAGGAAUGCCAAAGUGACGUCAUCGGCACAGGUAGAGAAGGCGCGUCUUCCGGUUUGCUGUCAUUUGCCGUUCGGCCGUCGACGAGGAGGCGUCGUCGUCACUUUGUGGACGAAAAGGAGCAAAACAUGGCGAAGCUGAACUUGUGUGUCUUGUUUGUCGCGGCUGCGCAAAUCCACAGCGUGACGCCCGUGCUUCACACGCUCAAGUUUUUCACGACAGCAUCGUCUCAAAUUCCAAACAUCCCAGGCUUCUCGGUGGUCGGUUAUGUUGACGACGUUCCGAUUUGGCACUACGACAGCAAGAGCAGGAAAACAAAACCCAAACAGGACUGGGUGAACAAAAUCACAGCAGAUGAUCCUCACUACUGGGAGAGACUGACACACAGAAAUAUUGGUUUUGAGCAGGUCUCCAAAAUCGACAUCGAAACUGCCAAUGAGCGCUUCAACCAAACUGGAGGUGUUCACAUGUUCCAGUUGAUGUUGGGCUGCGAAUGGGACGACGAGACCGAUGAGGUUGAUGGUUGGCUACACCACAGUUACGAUGGAGAAGCCUUCAUCUCGUUGGAGGUGAAGACAAUGAGAUGGAUCGCAGCUCACCCACAAGCUUUCGUCACCAAACUCAAGUGGGACAGUUACGAACUUUAUAAUCUAAACAAGAAGCACUACUUCACUGAGAUUUGUCCUUCUUACAUGAAGAAGCAUGUGACCAAUGGGAGGGACUUCCUGAUGAGAACAGAGCUUCCCACGGUGUCUCUCCUCCAGAAGACGCCGUCCUCUCCGGUCACCUGCCACGCGACGGGUUUCUACCCCAUCGUGGCCGCCCUGUUUUGGAGGAAGGACGGCGAGGAGCUCCACGAGGACGUGGAGACGGGAGAGACCCUCCGCAACCACGACGGAACCUUCCAGAUGACGGCCGACCUGAAAGCGGAGGUGACCGAUGAAGCCGAGGGCCGCUACGAAUGCGUGUUCCAGCUGUCCGGCGUGGCGGACGACAUCGUCGUCAAGCUGGAGAGAAGAAGCAUCCGGAGCAACGCGCGCAUCCGAGGUGACCGACGCUCAGAUCGUCGCGCGUCGGAACGAUCGCUCACACGUUUUCUUCUUUCUUCUCACUCUGCGAAGAGGAAGAAAAGAGGAAGAUGGCGCUGGCCGUCGCUGUCCCGCUGGCGGUCCUCGCUCUGGCGGCGGCGGCGGUCGCGGUCCUCGUCAAGCUUUACAAAAGCAGACGAGCCAAAUACGAUCCAGCUUCCCUCGACGCCGAUUCCGAGCCCGCCUCCGAGCCCGCCGCCCCGACGCCCGCUUCCGAGUGAGACGCAGCCGCCGUCGCACGGUGUCGGAACACGAGAGAGACGUCUCCAUCGAGCGCUUUCUCAUCACGCUCGGGUUUGAAAACAGAGAUGGGAUUUGUUCUUCACGCAGACAAUUUGUGCAAUGAAGAUGUUUCUGUUACGUCACAGUUUUUGCUGGCUUUGGUGUCUCGGGUGAGACUCGUUUGAGUCGAUGGGGUUGCUUUCUUCUGUCCGUUAAGUUUGUCAGAAAUCGGCGCAGUCACACACUGAGAGGAUUUCUUCUUUCGUUGUAUCAAGCACUUGAAUAGCUACGAUGAAUUGAUAUCACAAUGUGUCGAUUGCUGGUUUGCCUCGCACUCCUUUUAUCAGUCCAAAAUGAUUUUAUAAUCCUGUUAUGGAUUCACUUCAACAAACAACUCUGUCAAUUUGUACUUUGCUCAGAAUGUGACAAUGUUGUUGAUUGCGUUUGUUUUUGGAACUUGAGAUCGAGAUUUGGACCAAUAAACGGAUGAUCGUAAA
Phyllopteryx taeniolatus (common seadragon) is the source of this 1931-nucleotide messenger RNA. Its product is annotated as major histocompatibility complex class I-related gene protein-like. NCBI's taxonomy places the organism in Eukaryota, Metazoa, Chordata, Actinopteri, Syngnathiformes, Syngnathidae. The coding region runs from base 253 to 1512 and encodes 419 amino acids. Gene Ontology annotation, cellular component: external side of plasma membrane. Gene Ontology annotation, biological process: immune response. The record is from RefSeq and is a predicted model, not a curated record. The transcript is spliced from 7 exons.